UAUAAUUGAAAAUUGCGUAAAUAUUUUGUCAACAUUUUUAUAUGGUUGCAAUUAUUUAAUUAACAAUAAAACUAAUUAUAUAAAUAAUCAUAGUGCUUUAAUAAAUAAAUUAUUAUUAAACUUAAACAAACAACAAAGUUUACGAUUAUUUAUGUAUCGAUAGCGAUAAAUGAAGCACAUACAUGUACGACAAAUAUUUAACCUGCAGAAGAAAAGUUGAUGGUGUCAUCACAGUCUAGGGGGGAGGAGACAUGUCCGAAGAUUCAGAUUCUCUAUCUGAGGAGGAACGCAGUCUAUUCCGUCCAUUUACGAGAGAGUCAUUGGCACAGAUUGAAGCUCGUAUUGCUGAAGAACAUGCUAAGCAGAAAGAGCUCGAAAAGAAAAGAGCUGAAGGAGAGCCAAAAUUUGGAGAAAGAAAAAAGAAAAAAGAAGUUCGGUAUGAGGACGAGGACGAAGAUGAAGGUCCACAGCCGGAUGCGACCUUGGAGCAGGGAGUACCACUCCCUGUUCGGCUCCAAGGCGGCUUCCCCCCAGAACUUGCUAGUACACCUUUGGAAGAUAUCGAUCCAUACUAUAGUAAUCAAAGAACAUUCGUGGUAGUUAGUAAGGGAAAAGACAUAUUUAGAUUUAGUGCAACAGAUGCAAUGUGGGUAUUAGAUCCAUUCAAUCCGAUCCGGAGAGUAGCGAUCUACAUCCUUGUGCAUCCUUUGUUUUCGCUGUUCAUCAUCACAACUAUUCUCGUCAAUUGCAUACUCAUGAUCAUGCCCACAACACCAGCAGUUGAAUCAACCGAAGUGAUAUUUACCGGCAUCUACACGUUUGAAUCAGCCGUGAAGGUGAUGGCCAGAGGUUUCAUUCUACAGCCGUUCACCUACCUUAGGGAUGCAUGGAAUUGGCUCGACUUCGUAGUUAUAGCAUUAGCGUACGUUACAAUGGGAAUAGAUCUUGGAAAUCUCGCCGCCUUAAGAACAUUUCGAGUAUUGCGUGCCCUUAAAACAGUAGCUAUCGUCCCAGGUUUGAAAACCAUCGUCGGUGCUGUCAUAGAAUCAGUGAAAAAUCUGCGUGAUGUAAUUAUUUUAACAAUGUUUUCACUGUCUGUAUUUGCUCUUAUGGGCCUCCAAAUUUAUAUGGGUGUUUUAACCCAAAAAUGUAUAAAAAAUUUCCCAAUGGAUGGCUCAUGGGGCAAUUUAACGGAUGAAAAUUGGCAUCGGUUUAUGAGUAAUGAAACAAACUUUUAUGUUGAUGAUAAAGGAGAAAUACCACUGUGUGGUAAUUCUUCAGGCGCAGGACAAUGUGAACCAGGUUAUACAUGCCUUCAAGGAUUUGGCAGCAAUCCAAACUAUGGAUAUACGAGUUUUGAUAGUUUUGGUUGGGCUUUCUUAUCAGCUUUCAGAUUAAUGACACAAGAUUACUGGGAGAAUCUUUAUCAAUUAGUGCUAAGAUCAGCAGGCCCAUGGCAUAUGUUGUUUUUUAUAGUCAUUAUUUUUCUUGGAUCGUUUUAUUUAGUGAACUUGAUUUUAGCCAUUGUCGCUAUGUCUUACGAUGAAUUACAAAAGAAAGCUGAAGAGGAAGAAGCUGCUGAGGAAGAGGCUAUAAAGGAAGCAGAACUAGCGCAGUUAGCGAGACAGAAAAAACUCGAUGACCGUGCAGCUCGUGCAGAAGAAGCUGCUGAAGCGGCAGCAUUAGCCGCAAGUGAGGCAGCAAAUGCAAUAGUAAAAUCUCCAUCAGGUUUCUCAACGGAUAGCUAUGAAUUGUUUGUUGGUCAAGAAAAAGGAAAUGAGGAUAACUAUAAAGAACAUUCAGAAGGAUUAGACUCGGUCAGCGAACAUCGAACACGAGCACCACUGAGCUCAAAUAAGAUACGAAAAGUCAGCACAACGAGCCUUAGUUUACCAGGAUCACCAUUCAAUUUACGGCGGGGUUCAAGAGGUAGUCAUCAAUUUACAUUACGUAAUGGUCGUGGCCGUAUUUGUGGUCCACCGGGUGGUGAUCGUAAACCACUAGUGUUAUCUACAUAUUUAGACGCACAAGAGCAUUUACCAUAUGCAGAUGAUUCAAAUGCCGUAACUCCAAUGAGUGAAGAAAAUGGAGCUAUGGUUGUCCCUAUGUAUUAUGCUAAUUUAGGGUCUAGACAUUCAUCAUACACAUCACAUGCAUCACGAAUUUCAUACACAUCACAUGGUGAUUUAUUAGGAGGAAUUGGUGCCAACGGUAAAGUCAUCACCAAAGAGAGUAAAUUGCGAGGAAAAAUGCGGAAUGGACCACCAACUGCCAAUUAUAUGGACAUGAAUCAUAAACCUUACAGAGAGAUGGAUGGACAAAUUGGAAAUAGUGGAAUGGGUGAUACAAAAUUAAAACAUUUAGAUAAUCCUUUCACAGAUACAACGCAAAAGCAAACAGUAGUGGAUAUGAAAGAUGUUAUGGUAUUGAAUGAAAUAAUUGAGCAAGCUGCUGGAAGGCAGAGUCGUGUUAGUGAUCAAGGAGUUUCUGUCUAUUAUUUCCCAGAGGAUGAUGAUGAAGGGCCUACAUUCAAAGAGAAAAUGUUAGAAUCUUUAAUGCGAAUCAUUGACAUGUUCUGUGUAUGGGAUUGUUGUUGGCUAUGGUUGGAAAUUCAAAAAUAUAUUGCAUUAAUUGUAUUCGAUCCAUUUGUGGAAUUAUUCAUCACGUUAUGUAUUGUCGUCAACACGUUAUUUAUGGCACUCGAUCAUCACGACAUGGAUAAACAAAUGGAAAAAGCGCUCAAAAGUGGUAACUAUUUUUUUUCAGCUACUUUUGCAAUUGAAGCGACAAUGAAAUUAUGUGCAAUGAGUCCUAAGUAUUAUUUUCAAGAAGGAUGGAAUAUUUUUGAUUUUCUUAUCGUCACCCUAUCACUUUUGGAAUUAGGUUUGGAAGGUGUUCAAGGUUUAUCAGUUUUGCGAUCGUUUCGAUUGCUUCGAGUAUUUAAAUUGGCAAAAUCGUGGCCUACGUUGAAUCUACUGAUAUCUAUUAUGGGUCGGACAAUGGGUGCAUUGGGUAACUUAACGUUUGUGUUAUGUAUUAUUAUAUUCAUUUUCGCCGUUAUGGGUAUGCAAUUAUUUGGAAAAAAUUACGUUGAUAACGUGGAUAGAUUUCCCGAUAAAGAAUUACCACGGUGGAAUUUUACUGAUUUUAUGCACUCUUUUAUGAUUGUAUUUCGUGUGUUGUGUGGAGAAUGGAUUGAAUCUAUGUGGGAUUGUAUGCUUGUGGGCGAUGUUUCAUGCAUUCCAUUUUUCUUAGCAACAGUAGUUAUUGGAAAUCUUGUCGUAUUGAAUCUUUUCUUGGCCUUGUUGCUCAGCAAUUUUGGUUCAUCAAGUUUAUCAGCACCAACAACUGAUAACGAUACAAAUAAAAUAGCUGAAGCAUUUGAUCGUAUCGGUCGUGCUACAGAUUGGACGAAAGCAAAAGUUAGACACUUUUUUAAGAUGGUUCGGUUCAAAUUAACAAAUCAAAUUUCCGAUCAGUCGCCAGGUGAGGGACCAUCCAACAGUUGGAACCAAGAUGCAAGAGAUGGUGGUCUUGAAUUAACUGACGAAAUUUUAGUAGAUGGUAUUAUUUACAAAGAAAAAUAUUCAAAAGAUAAAUUAGAAGUAACAAUAGGCGAUGGAAUGGAGUUCACUAUUCAUGGUGAUUCUAAAAAUAAACAAAAACGUGGUAAAAAUCACAUCAACAAUAGUAAAUCAUUAUUAUCAAAUCAAAUUCACCAAGAAUAUUUAGGCACAAUAGGUAGUUUAGAUGAGGAUGUAAUGAGUACAAUGUCAUAUGGUAGUCAUAAACAUCGACCGUUUAAAGAUGAAAGCCAUAAAGGUAGCGCUGAUACAUUAGAUGAUGAGGAAGAAAAACGAGAUGCAAGCAAAGAGGAAUUAGGAAUUGAAGAUGAUUUAGAGGAUGAAGAAGGUUGCGAUUGUGGCGGUCCAGCCGAUGAAAAUGAAAUUUUAGAAGCAGCCACAGAAGAUGUUAUAGAAAAUGAAGAUUACCCGUCAGAUUGUUUUCCAGAACACUGGUAUAAAAGAUUUCCAUUUCUUGCUGGUGACGAUGAUGCACCGUUUUGGCAAGGAUGGGCUAAUCUUCGUUUAAAAACUUUCCAAUUAAUCGAAAACAAAUAUUUCGAAACAGCAGUUAUCACAAUGAUUCUACUUAGUAGCUUAGCUUUGGCUUUAGAAGAUGUACAUUUGCCAAAUAGGCCAAUUUUACAAGAUAUACUUUAUUAUAUGGAUAGGAUAUUUACAGUUAUAUUCUUUUUUGAAAUGUUAAUUAAAUGGUUGGCCUUAGGAUUUCAGAAAUAUUUUACAAACGCAUGGUGUUGGCUCGAUUUCGUAAUUGUAAUGGUAUCAUUAAUUAAUUUUGUAGCAUCUUUAGUCGGUGCAGGAGGUAUUCAAGCUUUCAAAACAAUGCGAACAUUGAGAGCCUUGAGACCUUUACGUGCUAUGUCCAGGAUGCAGGGCAUGAGAGUUGUCGUAAAUGCAUUAGUGCAAGCUAUUCCGUCUAUUUUUAACGUAUUACUUGUGUGUUUGAUAUUUUGGCUGAUUUUUGCUAUUAUGGGUGUACAGUUGUUUGCUGGAAAAUAUUAUAAGUGCGUAGAUGCCAAUAAAACUACAAUGAGUCAUGAGUUUAUAGCCGAUAGAAAUGCAUGUGAUGCGGAAAAUCUUACUUGGGAAAAUUCACGAAUGAAUUUUGAUCAUGUAGGAAAAGCUUAUCUCUGCCUCUUUCAAGUAGCUACAUUCAAAGGCUGGAUCCAAAUUAUGAAUGAUGCUAUUGAUUCAAGAGAAAUUGAUAAGCAGCCUAUUCGAGAAACUAAUAUUUAUAUGUAUUUAUAUUUUGUAUUCUUUAUUAUAUUCGGUUCAUUUUUUACACUUAACCUGUUUAUUGGUGUUAUCAUCGAUAACUUUAAUGAACAAAAGAAACGGGCAGGUGGUUCACUAGAGAUGUUCAUGACAGAUGAUCAGAAAAAGUAUUAUAAUGCUAUGAAAAAGAUGGGUUCAAAGAAACCAUUAAAAGCCAUUCCAAGACCAAGGUGGCGACCUCAAGCGAUUGUUUUUGAAAUCGUAACAGAUAAGAAAUUUGACAUGAUAAUCAUGUUGUUUAUUGGUUUGAAUAUGUUGACAAUGACGAUGGAUCAUUACCAACAAAAGGAGACAUUCACAAUGGUGCUAGAUUAUCUCAAUAUGAUCUUCAUUGUCAUCUUCAGCUCUGAGUGCCUUAUGAAGAUUUUUGCUUUACGUUAUCAUUAUUUUAAGGAACCUUGGAAUUUAUUUGAUUUUGUUGUUGUUAUUCUUUCUAUAUUAGGCUUGGUAUUAAGUGAUAUAAUUGAAAAAUAUUUCGUUUCGCCAACGUUAUUAAGAGUAGUUCGUGUAGCUAAAGUUGGUCGUGUUUUACGUCUCGUUAAAGGAGCAAAAGGAAUUAGAACAUUGCUUUUCGCUUUAGCAAUGUCCUUACCCGCGCUGUUCAAUAUUUGCCUGCUGCUCUUUUUAGUCAUGUUCAUCUUUGCUAUUUUCGGAAUGUCAUUUUUCAUGCACGUCAAAGACAAAAGUGGUUUAGAUGAUGUGUAUAAUUUUAAAACAUUCGGUCAGUCAAUGAUAUUAUUGUUUCAAAUGUCAACGUCUGCUGGCUGGGAUGGUGUAUUAGAUGGUAUAAUUAAUGAAGAAGAUUGUCUGCCACCAAAUAAUGAAAUUGGGUAUCCAGGAAAUUGUGGAUCAUCUACUAUAGGCAUCACUUUCUUGCUAUCUUACUUAGUUAUUAGCUUUCUAAUCGUCAUUAACAUGUACAUUGCUGUCAUUCUUGAAAACUAUUCACAGGCAACGGAAGAUGUGCAAGAAGGUCUGACAGAUGAUGAUUACGAUAUGUACUACGAAAUCUGGCAAAACUUUGAUCCAGAUGGUACACAGUACAUACGAUACGAUCAAUUAUCCGACUUCUUGGAUGUACUGGAACCACCAUUGCAAAUUCACAAACCCAAUAAAUAUAAAAUUGUAUCAAUGGAUAUACCAAUAUGUAAAGGGGAUAUGAUGUUUUGUGUCGAUAUCUUGGAUGCAUUAACAAAAGAUUUCUUCGCACGUAAAGGUCCUAUCGAUGAUACAAAUGAAUUAAGUGAAGUGCAGCCUGGUCGACCAGAUGAAGCUGGUUAUGAUCCUGUGUCUUCAACAUUAUGGCGACAACGUGAAGAAUAUUGUGCAAGAUUAAUACAGAAUGCAUGGCGAAAACAUAAGAGACAACGAUCCGGCGAUGGAAAUGAAGGCACCACUGGUGGUGAAUCAGACGAGGGUGAGUUAGAUGUGCAAGGGCGUCAAACUGCCGUACUAGUUGAAAGUGAUGGUUUUGUUACGAAAAACGGUCAUCGUGUGGUGAUCCACUCGAGAACACCAAGUGUCACAUCUCGCACUGCUGACGUAUGAACUUAUGAACAAAAACAAAAAAAUCAAACACCUUGAAUCAACUACUCCUCCUUGACUGAAUCAUCAUCGCCGAGUCUUAAAAUCAUCACAUACAUUAUCGGGUAAAUCGCACAAACAUUCUGUCUCUGUCUCUCUCCAGCUCAGAUUCAUCAUGCAGAAUGCCGCACUUACCCGUUUUCGUAUUAAUUCGAUUAUUCUAGUUAUCUUUCUUUAUCGCUCUCUAAAAUAACACCAAAAACACUUUUUUGUAUUUAACUCACACUAUAUAUAUAUAUUCUCUCUUUGUUGUCUCAUCCGGUCACCCUUGCUUGUUUUAUUGUCCAAAAUUCAGUAACAUUCAGUGGUGGCUCUUCAUCAUAUCCGGUAACUACUUCAAUCAUUUUUCAAUGAUUCUCUUAAACUCUUCAUAAAAACCACUUUUUUCACACUGGUAUGGUAGCAAAAUACUAUGCUACACCACAAUUCUAGAGUUUAAGAGAAUCAUUC
Molecule: messenger RNA, 6893 nt
Organism: Chrysoperla carnea
Lineage: Eukaryota; Metazoa; Arthropoda; Insecta; Neuroptera; Chrysopidae
Gene: para
Product: sodium channel protein para
Exons: 32
Coding region: 252-6407 (2051 amino acids)
Biological process (GO): membrane depolarization during action potential; sodium ion transmembrane transport; neuronal action potential
Cellular component (GO): plasma membrane; voltage-gated sodium channel complex
Molecular function (GO): voltage-gated sodium channel activity; calcium ion binding
Source: RefSeq, a predicted model, not a curated record